AGAUUGAUGAUAUCUUAGUGUUGCUUUGUCACUGAUCUCAGACAUGUCUUCAGAGCAUCUCUCACUUCAUGGCAGAUCUAACUCACAGUCUAUAACACAGUGCAGUCCACUGACUGCACUUUUCUAGUUCUCUUUCCUUCUGCUUCUCCUUUCUUUCGUGUCAUUUUCUCUUCUUGCAUCAACGAUUUUCCACCACAGCUGCUAUUUGUAACUUUGUGUGUUUCAUGAAUCUGCUCUGCUGCCCACGAUGGACAUGCAAGCGCGUCUCAAGUUACUCUUUGAUGGAGAAGAUGAAGAUCUUCUCAAGACCAAUACAGGCCUUCAAUCCGCACUGGAAAUAGCGAAUCUUUCAAUGAAAGAACAGAACACCGCCAACAAUCCACCACAAACCACAGAAAUCAGCCGUCAGCAGAGUAGCCAAGCAGGUUCGUCCAAGGAGCCGGCGGUAGAUGAGCCCAGCAGCUCAGAAGAUGGGUUUGAUGAGUAUCUAGCUACUUUUUCCGAUGCUACACGGGAAAACAAAAGGAAAAAGAAGAUUUGGAAUAAGAACGAUAACCAUUACAGAGGGAGUACGCAUGUGGGUUUGUCGAUAUCGACGGCUUCCUAUGAUACCCUUAGGGCAGCCUUCUACAGCAAUGGCGGAAGAUUAUUCUGCCCAAUAUCUGCUAUCAGUCGUUUCCCGUACAAAUACGUUCGAGGCAGUGAUGGCGAGCGAAUUGCACAACGCUUCUUCAACGAAGGAAAGUUCUGGAAGAGGCCGUGGGAUAUAUACUAUAUUAACCCGCCGCUUUCCAUCUCAACCAGACCGCUCAUUCUCGUUCCCAGUCAACAAGCUCAAGACCUUAUGGAUGACAUCAACAACGCAUUUAACACUCAUGUUUCCCUUCCUUUAGACCAAGAACCCGGGCUCUUAAUCCCUUUCGAGAACGACGGUACCCCUCAGCCACAUUAUCUCGGAACGGCGUCCUCUAAGGAGGAGAAAGAAGAAAUGGAGUCAAACAUACCCGACGCACCAAUAGACCAUCAUGAACCCCCCCAGGGCUGCUCCGCAGAAGUUGACCGUUCAUUUGCUGCUUUCAAGGGAAAGAUGGCGGCUGCCGUCGACGCUAAUCGACAAAAGAACAAGGUAGCUAGGAAGAAAAGGGAAGGCGACCGCAUCCAGAAAUUACAGGGCUGGUGCCGUACGAUGAAGAGGGCCAAGUGCUACCUUGGAAUGUGUCCUCGACGUCCUCGCGAUCUGGAACCCCCUAUUACUGAUGGUUUGACCUGGGAAGAACAGAAGCAGGCUGAACGGGAGUACGGGUUAGCAUGCGGGAUUAUCCUUCUCCCGAUGGAUGUCAAUCAAGUAGCUCCAUUCCGCUUUGCGAGUGAGCCAAUCUUUGUUUGCGUUGAUGUCGAGGCAAAUGAAAAAAUUCACCAUCAAAUCACAGAAAUCGGAGUAUCAACUCUUGACACCCUUGAUCUUGCUGGUAUUCCCCCUGGAGAAGGUGGGAGUAACUGGACUGCGAAGAUACACUCUCGUCAUUUCCGAAUUUCGGAAUACGCUAAUGUUGUCAACAAAGAGUAUGUUAGCGGGUGUCCCGACAGUUUCGAAUUCGGCGAAAGUGAAUGGAUCUCGAUAUCGAAGGCUGCAGACAUUGUCGAUAUGUGCUUUCAACCUCCUUACUCUGCCCAUGUACCUUGGUUCCCCCAGGAUCUGAUAGACGCGAACAGCGGCAAUACCAAUGGAGGCGAGAAAGAUACCCAGGAGGGUAUUCGUCAGCCCUCGUUUUCGGACACCGAACCUUUCUGCGAUAUCGACUCAAUCCCGGGAAACAACACUCGUCCACGCAACCUGAUAUUCGUAGGCCACAACGCCGAAACCGAUAUUGCGUACCUCCGGAAGCUGGGAUGCAAGUCCUUCAUCAAACCGAGCACCACCACCGCCGACACCCCCCGCCCUCCAGACAAGAAUACCGAACUUCCAAACUUCAUCGAUACCCUCGACACCUCCAUCCUCUUCCGUGUCCUAAUGCGCCAAACAGAGCCGACAUCCCUAGGCAAAAUCCUCGUCGAUCUUGGCAUUACGGGCUGGAACCUGCACAACGGCGGCAACGACGCACGUUACACCAUGGAAGCUAUGAUCGGCAUCACCCUCAAGUCUCGUCUGGCGCUUGAUAAGUUCGUUGAUCAUAGCAAAAUCUCUACGACAAAUGAUUGGCCGCUUGUGUCUGGGUUAAGGCAGGGAGCGGGAGCGGGUGGGGGACCGGGCCAGCGGCUAUUUCAGUAUUAUGAAGAGAUGAGGAGGGCAGCGAUUGCGUACGAUCGGAAGUGGAAGGAGGAGGUCGAAAAGCGGGUUAAGAUAUGUGUGGAGAAUUCGGAGACCAGGGUGCGGGACGAGUGUGCGAGUUGGGAUGUAGCGGUGGGGGCUGACAAUAUGGAAGUGGAUGGGGGAGAAGGGACGGGGUUGGAUGAUUGAAGUUGACGUUGGAGAAUGAUUCGAGGGGGUAAACAGAGCGAGGAAUUGCUUCGAGUUGGCUUAGUGGGUUCGGUGAUAAGAAUACUUUGAGAAGGGAAAAUGAAGGUAGGUGGCAUGGUUAGUUUAAACCGUAUAGGUUGGGAAGAGGAGGAGGCUGUCUUGUUAAUGCCGUAAUUGAUGAAGAGCUGGCUGAUUUAAUUUGAUUUGACAUUAACGUUGUUUCCCCAAUACCCGUCGCAAGAAAUGAUAGGCCUUAUACACCAACCACUCUCGAUUCCUCUGCUUUACUUGCUCUCGUUUACCUAGAGCUGCAGGCAGCUAGCAAACUGUUAGAUAUUAUAUUCAUGACGGAAUGGCAACAUCUAGGCAUUUGGCAUUCUGGUUAAAUCACUAAAUAUCAUUCAGUUACGCCCCACCCUCCUCUUCCUUGUGUGGACUAUUAUUGUAGUUUUGGCGGCCAAACCCGCCAAUAUCUGAUUUAACCUCUUUCCAAGAGGAAAGGAAAUAGAGGGAGUUAGCUCACAUCAUUGCGCCGCCCAUCCGUAUUCAUAAGCUCUUUCAUCCCAUAUACGGUCUCUGGCAACUCGACAUCGCGUGGAGCACUGAUGACGCCAAAUUCAAACAUCGCAUCGCACAUUUGACCCCACCAGUUGCGUCCGUAGAAGCCAACAAUUCGUUGGCCGGGUGGUGGUUCUGUUUGAAACGGUGCAAAGCUCUCACCAUUAGCGGGCGAGCGUGGGAGGAGAAAGUUAUAAAACUAGGUGUAAAUCAUAAUUCUUCUCAAGAGGCGAAGACAAUGAAACGGGGGGGAAAUGAACAAGGAAAGAAAAGUGAAAAUAAGCACUCACCAAGCGUGCAAGUCUCAUCCACACAGCCAUACGCACUCAGCUCACCUCCUUCUGUCCCAUCUCUCAAAUGGAUCCUCAUGCCUGUGAUAACGUUGUUCGCCCUCGCAACUUCAAUCAUCACAAUCUCGCGAUCAGCAUAGCUACCCACGCGAUUACCACUACCACUAGGAAUAAUGUCAAUUUGCCUAGCAGCGUGCCCGCCAAAUGUGUGCUUGCCUCCAUUCCGCUUCAAUCGCGGCCCGCAGUUGACCCGCUCCCCAUCAUCGAAAUCUACAUACAAGCCGUCCAAAAACGCC
Messenger RNA from Blastomyces gilchristii SLH14081, 3602 nucleotides. RefSeq names its product QDE-2-interacting protein. NCBI's taxonomy places the organism in Eukaryota, Fungi, Ascomycota, Eurotiomycetes, Onygenales, Ajellomycetaceae. The record is from RefSeq and is a predicted model, not a curated record. The coding region runs from base 248 to 2458 and encodes 736 amino acids. Gene Ontology annotation, molecular function: nucleic acid binding. The transcript has 2 exons. Gene Ontology annotation, cellular component: nucleus.